AUGACGAGAGCCCUGAGUGCAGAUGUCUUCCAGGAUUUGUUCCUGUUAACCCAGCCUGCAAAAGCUUCCUUUGAGAUUUGGGGAGAAGAGAUCUCAACACUGAUUAAAGAAUAUUGCUUUCGUCAAGUUACAUACACACCCUCUUCAGAUGUAUUGAGCCCAAAGAGAUACCAUUCGUGGUCAUAUAAAAGAAUUCCUGGCAAUGGAAACACCAAAUAUUGUGAAGGUAUUGCUCCCCUGUCAUUUAGCUAUGCAGAUAUUGAAAAAAUGACUGAUUGUUUCAAAGAGGAGGUUGGUAGGGGAUCUUCAGGAAGAGUCUAUAAAGGGACUAUGGCCAAUCGUCAGAAGUUUGUAGCUGUGCAGAGAUUGGAGAAGGUUUUAUCUGAUGAGGAAAAAGAGUUCUUGACUGAGAUAAAAGUAAUUGGAAGGACUCAUCAUAGGAACCUUGUUCGUCUUAUAGGCUAUUCCUCUAACGGACCCAACAAGGUCUUGGUAUACGAGUAUAUGACAAAUGGAUCUCUAGCUGAUAUACUUUUCACACCUGAAAAGCAACCUAACUGGGUUGAAAGACUAGGUAUUGCUUGUCAAAUUGCUACAGGCAUUUUGUAUCUUCAUGAUGAGUGUGAGACUCAAAUCAUCCAUUGUGACAUAAAACCUCAAAAUAUUCUCAUAGACGAGAAUGGGUGUGCAAAAAUUUCUGAUUUCGGAUUGGCAAAGUUAUUGAAACCAGACCAAACUAACACCUUUACUGGAAUUAGAGGAACAAGAGGAUAUGUUGCACCGGAGUGGCAUCGAAAUAUGCCCAUUACAAUCAAAGCAGAUGUUUAUAGCUUUGGAGUUGUGUUACUAGAGAUCAUAUGUCGACGAAGAAGCAUGGACCAGAAUCUUCCACAGGAUCAAGUUAUUCUUGAAGAUUGGGUUUACCAAUGUUUUGAGACGGGUGAGCUGAGUCAAUUAGUAGAAGAUGAACAAGUGGAGCUCAAACAAUUGGAGAGAAUGAUUAAAGUUGCCCUUUGGUGUAUUCUUGAUGAACCAUCAUUGCGCCCAUCAAUGAAGAAAGUUUUACUCAUGUUGGAAGGGACUGUUGACAUUCCAAUUCCUCCAAAUCCUACUUCUUAUCUUAGCUGCAUCUAG
This is a messenger RNA of Pistacia vera, 1134 nucleotides long. RefSeq names its product G-type lectin S-receptor-like serine/threonine-protein kinase LECRK3. The record is from RefSeq and is a predicted model, not a curated record. The transcript has 3 exons. Bases 1 to 1134 code for a protein of 377 amino acids. NCBI's taxonomy places the organism in Eukaryota, Viridiplantae, Streptophyta, Magnoliopsida, Sapindales, Anacardiaceae. Gene Ontology annotation, biological process: protein phosphorylation. Gene Ontology annotation, molecular function: ATP binding; protein kinase activity.